CAUGCCCACCCCUACUAGAUAGCGAGGCAAGAAUAAGAAAACAAAGCUAGUGUGGAUAGAGAGAGAGGGAAAAAGGAAUGGCAACUAACCUUUUCAAAUGCAGUACUGGCAUCGGCGUCCGCCUGCUAUUCCCCUUUGCCCAUUCUGAGCUUCCUCUUAAUUUCCAUCAAAUUAAUGCUGCCAUUAAUGGUAAUUAUCAUCAUCUUCGUCUUCGCAACAAAAAACCCAAAUUACCUUCUGCAAGAAGUCUGCUCUGGCACUCAUCUUCUUCGUUUUGCACCGCCGCCUCGGCCACCGAUGCUUCUGCCACCGGUGCUUCUGGAGCAGUGAGCGAUGCUUCUGUUGAUGAGUCAGUGCCGCCGGUGAGCGACGUCGAGGACCAAAAACAGAAGAUAAAGGAUGCAGCCGACGUGCUCGACAUAAGGGUUGGCCGAGUUCUUAAGGCAUGGAGGCAUGAGGAGGCUGAUUCUCUUUAUGUCGAAGAGGUCGACAUCGGCGAGCCUGAACCCAGAACCAUCUGCAGUGGCCUUGUCAAAUAUGUUCCUCUUGAUCACCUUCAGGAUAGAAAUGUAGUUGUGCUUGCUAAUCUGAAGCCCAGGAACAUGCGUGGUGUUAAGUCUAGUGGAAUGCUUAUGGCAGCUUCUGAUGCUUCCCAUGAGAAUGUUGAGCUUCUUGUGCCUCCUGAGGGUUCACUCCCUGGCCAAAGAGUAUGGUUUGGAUCUGAAGAUGAUCAUCAAAAUCAGCCUCCUCCUGCCACAGCUAACCAGAUUCAAAAGAAAAAGAUAUGGGAAUUGGUGCAACCUCAUCUGAAGACCGAUGAUUCUUGUAUUGCUAUACUUGGGGAGCAUGUAAUGCGGACAUCUGCAGGCGUGGUAAUCUCAAGUUCUCUGAAAAACGCAAAUAUCUCCUAAUUGGACUUGGAACUUCAUGCUAUUAGUCAGUCUCUCCCGCAUUCUUGAUACCAAUUUGUCAUUACUGCCAUGUGAUGAUUUCUUAACUGAUUUGUAGAAAUUUGGUGCCGUAUGUUUUCUUUAGUUUGUGACGGUUUUGAAUUUGUCAAUUGACUUAUGUAUGCCUGUUACCAUAACAUCUGAUUUUGAGGUUUUGCUGUGCGUAGUUUUUGUUCUUUUAAUGAAAAUGAGGCUGUGUUUUCCCAUUCCAAUUCUGUUAUCUUGAUUGGAUUUCUGAACCUACAGCCAUGGCACGAACAUUGCAACGAUUCAAGGGUAAUCUAGUGAA
Molecule: messenger RNA, 1239 nt
Organism: Prunus avium (sweet cherry)
Lineage: Eukaryota; Viridiplantae; Streptophyta; Magnoliopsida; Rosales; Rosaceae
Product: Nucleic acid-binding, OB-fold-like protein
Molecular function (GO): tRNA binding
Source: RefSeq, a predicted model, not a curated record